AUGAGCAGUCAUAGGCUCUUGCUGCUGCUGGUGGCGUUCACGGCACUGCUUGCGUUGACAACGGCGGCGGAGUACAAUGUGGUUGACUACGGCGCAAGGCCUGAUGGCGGGACGGACUCGGCGGGGGCGUUCCUGGCCGCGUGGGGUGCGGCGUGCAAUGACACAGGGCGCUCCGGCUCCCGGCCGGUGCUGCGCGUGCCGGCGGGCAGGUUCCUGCUUAGCCAGGCCUAUUUCAAGGGGCCCUGCCGGAGCGCCGGCGUGGUCGUGGCCAUUGACAACAACGGCACCGUCUUCGCGCCGCCGGCACUAGACAGCAAGGCGUGGAUCAUGUUCCACCACGCCGAUGGCCUGGCGAUCCGCGGCGGGACGCUAGACGGGCAGGGGCAGGAGUAUUGGGCGUGUAAGAAGGUCGGCAAUUGCACGGGUCAAGGCCCCAGGACGCUCGACAUUAGCCAGUCCAAGGGCGUGAGUGUGAAGCAGCUGACGCUGCUCAACAGCAAGGUAUUCCACAUGGCCAUCUUCGACUGCACCGGCGUGACGGUCCAAGGCAUCCAGAUCAUCGCGCCGGCCAACAGCCCCAACACCGAUGGCAUCCACGUCAGCCACUCCCGCCACGUGAGCAUCCUCAAUACCACCAUCGGCACCGGGGACGAUUGCGUCUCCUUAGGGCCCGGCACCUCCAACGUGCUCAUAAGGGACAUCGAGUGCGGUCCGGGCCACGGCAUCAGCAUCGGGAGCCUGGGAUGGCAGGACGGUGAGGAGGGGGUGAGGAACGUGACGGUGGACAGGGCGGUGCUCACGGGCACGACCAACGGCCUGCGGAUCAAGACGUGGGCGAUGCCCAACUCCGGCUCCGUCACAAACGUCUCCUUCUCACGGAUCACCAUGAACCGCGUGGCCAACCCCAUCCUCGUCGACCAGAACUACUGCCCCCGCAAGGUCGACUGCCCAGGCAAUAGCUCGGGGGUGCAGAUCAGCAACAUAUCAUACACGGACAUCGAGGGCACAUCGGCGACGCCCGUUGCAGUGAAGUUCAACUGCAGCAGCACCAACCCCUGCAGCGGGAUCAAGCUCACGAACAUUAGGCUGACGUACAAGCACAAGCGGCCGGCGCAGGCCAAGUGCGGAAAUGCCGGCGGGUCCACGUCCGGAGAGGUCAGACCGCCGAGCUGCUUCUGA
Messenger RNA from Triticum turgidum subsp. durum (durum wheat), 1179 nucleotides. Lineage: Eukaryota; Viridiplantae; Streptophyta; Magnoliopsida; Poales; Poaceae. The record is from the annotation of a GenBank genome assembly.